Messenger RNA from Salpingoeca rosetta, 940 nucleotides. RefSeq names its product ribosomal protein S5. Gene Ontology annotation, biological process: translation; ribosomal small subunit assembly. The transcript is spliced from 5 exons. NCBI's taxonomy places the organism in Eukaryota, Choanoflagellata, Craspedida, Salpingoecidae. Gene Ontology annotation, cellular component: cytosolic small ribosomal subunit; ribosome. The record is from RefSeq and is a predicted model, not a curated record. The coding region runs from base 119 to 778 and encodes 219 amino acids. Gene Ontology annotation, molecular function: mRNA binding; structural constituent of ribosome; rRNA binding.
GGCGAGUACCUGGUACCUCCAGUCAAAGUACGCGUGUGCAGAGUGCCUUUUUCCCCCUUCCGCACAGCACCAGCACCACCAACCCUCUCUCGGAUACAACGCGCACGAGAACAGCAUCAUGGCUGACGUCCAGGUUGAGGAGUUCACCGGCGAGGUCGACGUCGAGGAGACGGAGAUGGUCCCUGUCGAUACCGAGAUGGAGCAGGUUGAGAUCAAGAUGUUCAACAAGUGGUCUCUCGACGACGUGAAGGUCGACGACCUCAGCCUUGAGGAUUACAUUGCCACAAAGGACAAGGCUGCCCGCUUUGUGCCCCACACCGCUGGCCGCUAUGCCAAGCGCCGCUUCCGCAAGGCCCAGUGCCCCAUUGUGGAGCGCGUCGUCAACUCCAUGAUGAUGCACGGCCGCAACAACGGCAAGAAGCUCAUGACCACCCGCAUCCUCCGCCACACCUUCGAGAUCAUCCACCUCACCACCGGCGAGAACCCCGUCCAGGUCCUCGUCAACGCCGUUGCCAACUCUGGUGCCCGUGAGGACUCCACCCGUAUUGGCCGCGCCGGUACCGUCCGCCGUCAGGCUUGCGAUGUGUCUCCUCUCCGCCGCGUCAACCAGGCCGUGUGGCUCAUCUGCACCGGCGCCCGUAACGCCGCCUUCAGAAACAUCAAGAGCAUCGCCGAGUGCCUUGCCGACGAGAUCAUCAACGCCGCCAAGAACUCGUCCAACUCCUACGCCAUCAAGAAGAAGGACGAGCUCGAGCGUGUUGCCAAGGGUAACAGGUAAAGGGACUGUUGUGCCACAAGCAGAACCGGCAGGCAUUGUGUCUCUGUGCGGAUACUCCUCGCUCCCCGUGCCCUGCUGCGUUUCCCGUUGUUGUUCAGUUCCAUACACAUUGAAAUAACAGCCGUUGGGGUUAACGCCAGCAGGAAUCCUUUGAAAUCCGUG